CGUCUUAAACCUUGACUACCUCGUUUUCGUGCUUUUCCCUUCUCUUUUCAUCCCACGCAAUCGAAUCAGAGGGCAAGAGCAAUGGUCUGGUUUCAGUGUGAAGAUUGUGGAGAGAACUUGAAGAAACCUAAAUUACCUAAUCACUUCAGAAUUUGCUCAGCCACCAAGCUAUCAUGCAUUGACUGCGGAGAGAUGUUCGGCCAGGAAAGCGUUCAGGGCCAUACUCAAUGUAUUACUGAGGCGGAAAAAUAUGGUCCCAAGGGUCAAGGGAAAGCUUCAAAUGGUGCGACUCCUAAACCCAGUAAGAACACAAAGCAACAACCUGAUAUUGAUAUAAAUGUUGGGUUAUCUGAACGCCCUCCUUGGUUUUGUAGUCUCUGCAAUACCCAGGCUACUAGUAAGCAGACCUUGCUGCUCCAUGCUGAUGGAAAGAAGCACCGUGCAAAGGCCAAGGCAUUUCAUGCGAAGCAGCAACAAAUUAAGCAGACGGAAGAAUCUGCUCAAGAUAAAACUGUCAUGAGUGAAAACGCUACAAAUGGUGAAGUGCCUGAAAAUACACAAGUAGAGGAACCAAAAGGGGAGGAUAUGCCAAAACGUGACAGAGCAAGUGCCAACUCAGAAACAGAGACCGGAAAGCUGCAAUCCAAAAAGAGAAAACUUGAUGAAUUUGGGAGUGAUAGUACUGGGAAAAAGACUGGUAGUGAUGCUACAGGCAAAAUAGGCAAUGGUGUGACUCAAGUUGAGAGAGCCAAAACAGAGAAAUUGGAGAGUCUGUUAAAGCAAACUAAACAGAAUGGGCUUAAAGAUGAUAAGGUGGUAGAAUGUGGCUCGAAGAACAAGAUGAAGUUGAAGAGAUUGAUCAAAUCAGCAUUGAGAACUAAUCCAGAAGGGGUUUUGAAGAUGAAGAAGCUGAAAAAACUUGUACUGAAUUCUCUUGGGGAAUCUGGCAUAACAGAAGAUGAAACUCAACUCAGUGGUAUGCUUGAGCACAAGAUAAAUUCAAGUUCGAGGUUCAAAGUUGAUGGCAAAUAUGUCUGGCUGGUGGCUAAAGAUUGAAAUGGAAGUGAACACUUUGAUAGUGUAGUAUGAGAAUGUGCUAGUAGACAACACAAAGUUUUGGGGUUAACAGUCGAGUUGAGUUGGCCGGUUGUCGUUUUUGGACCAUCAAUUUUGGGGAUCGGUUGUCGUUUGUGCUAUUCUUCAGUUUCACUGCCGCCUCAUUUUCGCACCAGUAGUACCGGUGAGAAGGUUUAAAGAGAAUCAGCAGCUUUUUCUUCUUCUUCUUCUCUCUCUCGCUCACCUCUUUUUUUAUUUAAAUUAAUUAACUAUAAGUCUUGGUGGUUUUUAUUCUCAAUUUAGAUUUUUUUGAUAUGAGGGCAGGAUUGUAAUACACUUUUACUAUCUAAAGAAAGAUGCGCAUUCCGACGUGUUUUCCGGC
Molecule: messenger RNA, 1438 nt
Organism: Manihot esculenta (cassava)
Lineage: Eukaryota; Viridiplantae; Streptophyta; Magnoliopsida; Malpighiales; Euphorbiaceae
Product: UBP1-associated proteins 1C
Exons: 6
Coding region: 82-1056 (324 amino acids)
Biological process (GO): rRNA processing; negative regulation of transcription by RNA polymerase II
Cellular component (GO): nucleolus
Molecular function (GO): zinc ion binding; DNA binding
Source: RefSeq, a predicted model, not a curated record